AUGGAGGAUCUCCGAGCAGCGCUUGAAGAAGAACAAAGACUGCGAAGGGAGGAACGGCGGCGACGAGAGGAAGCGGAAGAGAGGGCAUUAACGGAACAGCGACGGCGCGAGGAAGAACAGCGACGGCGCGAGGAAGAACAGCGACGACGCGAGGAAGAACAACGACUACGUGAAGCGGCGGACGAGAGAGCUACCGCAGAACAGCGACGACGAGAAGAGGUGGAAAGCCGAACGAGCAAUACGACCUUCCCAGAGUUCCUCCAUUACUGCCAUAAUCACCUCUACCUCGGCCUGACCAUUCAAAGCGAUUCCAGUCAGUCCACCUCAGGCACUCCUGCGAACGCCGAUAGAAAGCUCCGGCCCAACCGCAUUGUGCCAUGGCAUGGCUUCGCCGACCACCAAGCUCGCGUAUGGGAUAUCUUGAUGGAGUCCGACUUCAUCGAUCGGCGACUCUUCACGUCAAUGCAUACCUUAGAAGAGACAGGGGAACAGUUAAAACGGAAACAACUAGGCUCCGAGCUAGACCUCCAUAUUUUCACCGAUACUGCCAUUGACGGACCAGUAACGUCGCUGGUGAACCGAGUAUCGCGCGAUGCAGAGCUCUGUCGUCGCCUUGGUCUGCGCGGUUCGAUCCAUUUCGAUAACCACGGCAACACGCUGAGCCCUGAGUCACCUGUCGAAGGCGUGCGCCGGUUGGUGUCGCGCCGCCGGUCACCACGGCUGCAAUCUCAACGCAACGCGCUCGGACCACGAUCGCGUUCCUCAUCAUCUGGACCACGCACAACUCCGCGGCCACGGGCCGAUCAAUUUGCCGUAUACGGCAUCACAGGGACAUCGGGAGACGUGUACCGAGUGCCGAUCUAUAUCAUGGAGUUCAAGGCGCCGCACAAGUUGAUGCUAGGCCAUAUCAAUGUGGGGCUGACGGCGAUGGACCUGGAUGACAUCGUGCACGAACAGCUCGAGGAGGACGUGGAGCGCCGAUGCCAGCGGCUGGUGGCGGCGGUGAUUACGCAGUUAUUCUCCUACAUGAUCCAAGCCGGCUUGGAAUACGGCUGCGUGUUUACAGGGGUGGCUAUGAUCUUCGUACGUGUGCCGGAAAACGACUGUACCACAGUUGAGUAUGCGCUGUCAGUGCCGCACGGGGAUGUUGGGCUGGAAACAGGGUAUACGGAUGACUUGGAGGAGGCUAAUCGGCUUCACUUGACGGCGGUGGGUCAGCUCUUGGCGUUCAGCUUGAAUGCAACGCGAUCGCCCAUCCGCAGUGAGCAAUGGCGACAACAGGCAGAAAAUCAGCUGAAGCGAUGGGAGGUGUUGGUGGAAGCGGUGGAAGACAGCAUCCUCGAGAGCGAGGUGCCAUCAUCGGACUACCAACCUCCCUCCUCCGAUUGGGACAGCUUGUUGAUUCAAUCCCCAAUCUGUCGACGACUUCGCCCACGACGUUCACGCUCCACCCCCGAGCAUGAGGAGACAGUGCAUCCAGCAAGCGAGGGUGAUGACGACGAUGGCGACGACGUGAACGACCAGGGUCCCAGCGGCGCACGCGCAUUUGCUAAUAACACUCCCAGCCGAUCGAUCGCCCUAGCCCGCUCGCGAACCUCAAAGGGAUCUCGCGGUGGCAACAGGAGCCAGACUGAUUCGCAAGGAGCCUCGCAGCGGCUCACUUCGGCCCUCCACACGCACGGUCUCGGACCCUACUGUACGGCGUUAUGCCUGCAGGGAGUAAUCGGUGCAUUCCCGCUGGACACAACGUGUCCGAAUCUCCAACUGCAUCCACGCUCGGUCACGCAUCGUACGCAUCACGCAAUGAACGCGAUCGAAUUCCGAAGCCAGAUACGGCGCGUUCUCCGCGACCGGUGCCACGUAGAAGAGCUCUUCUUCUAUGGUUAUAAAGGCUUUCUCUACCGUAUCCGACUCCCGGACUCCGGCUACACGAUGGUGGCCAAGGGGACCCGGCCACAAUUCGUCAAGGACCUUCAGCGAGAGGCCAGAGUUUACAGACAGCUCAAGACUAUACAAGGCAUCCAUGUCCCCGUCUACCUCGGAUCGUUCAAGGUUCCCAGACCGUUUCGGUAUCUCGGCACGGUGCCCAUAGUACAUGUGCUGGUGCUCAGCUUUGGUGGCAAUUCGCUGAAUUUGUUCGCACUCUUGCGGCAGCCCGUUGUCAUGACGAAUAGUCGGCAGAAGCAAGCGCUCACUGGAUUAACGGCGAUUCACGCGGCGGGCGUCUUACAUGGCGACGUUGCGGUGCGGAACAUCUUGUGGAAUGCGCGGACUAAACAGUUGUUGUGGCAUGAUUUCGAUCGGGCUGUCAUUGUCCAGCGAUCGCCCCUCGCCGAACGAUGCACGAACGUGGUCGAUGGUCAGUGCACAGGGAAGCGGAAGCGGAAGGCGGACCUCACCGGCCAGUUUUACAGCGAGAGGGCCAAGGCACGAAGACUGCUCAACCACCACAUCGAGAUCGAGACCUGA
Messenger RNA from Cyphellophora europaea CBS 101466, 2469 nucleotides. RefSeq lists its product as uncharacterized. The record is from RefSeq and is a predicted model, not a curated record. Bases 1 to 2469 code for a protein of 822 amino acids. Lineage: Eukaryota; Fungi; Ascomycota; Eurotiomycetes; Chaetothyriales; Cyphellophoraceae. The transcript has a single exon.